This is a messenger RNA of Raphanus sativus (radish), 916 nucleotides long. RefSeq names its product vesicle-associated membrane protein 721. The transcript has 5 exons. Gene Ontology annotation, cellular component: membrane. The record is from RefSeq and is a predicted model, not a curated record. NCBI's taxonomy places the organism in Eukaryota, Viridiplantae, Streptophyta, Magnoliopsida, Brassicales, Brassicaceae. The coding region runs from base 118 to 783 and encodes 221 amino acids. Gene Ontology annotation, biological process: vesicle-mediated transport.
CCCCGCUUUCUCAUUGUUUAGUCUUUAAUAGAUCUCUAGUUACUUCUUGGCGAGACAAAGCCCAUUCAUUAAUUUAAAAAUCGACUGGAUCGAGAGGAUUUAGGGUUUGUGAAAGAAAUGGCGCAGCAGCAGCAAUCGUUGAUCUACAGCUUCGUCGCUCGCGGCACCGUGAUCCUCGUGGAGUUCACUGAUUUCAAAGGAAACUUCACCUCCGUCGCCGCACAGUGCCUCCAGAAGCUCCCUUCUUCCAACAACAAGUUCACCUACAACUGCGACGGUCACACCUUCAACUACCUCGUCGAAGAUGGCUUCACGUACUGUGUUGUUGCGGUUGAUUCUGCUGGGAGGCAGAUUCCGAUGGCGUUUUUGGAGAGAGUGAAGGAGGAUUUUAACAAGAGAUAUGGUGGUGGAAAGGCUGCUACUGCUCAGGCCAACAGUUUGAAUAAAGAGUUUGGGUCUAAGCUGAAAGAGCACAUGCAGUAUUGUAUGGAUCAUCCUGAUGAGAUUAGCAAGCUUGCUAAGGUGAAGGCUCAAGUCUCUGAAGUUAAGGGUGUUAUGAUGGAAAACAUCGAGAAGGUUCUUGACCGUGGUGAGAAAAUUGAGCUUCUGGUUGACAAAACCGAGAACCUUCGCUCUCAGGCACAAGACUUCAGAACAACGGGAACACAGAUGAGAAGGAAGAUGUGGCUUCAGAACAUGAAGAUUAAGCUCAUAGUUCUCGCCAUCAUCGUCGCACUGAUUCUUAUAAUCGUGCUCUCAGUUUGCCAUGGCUUCAAGUGUUAGAAGCACAUAAAAAAAAAAAAUCAAAAACACUCUUUGAGAUCUUUCUCACUCGGUCAUCAUAUUGAUUCUAAUGUUACCGCUUGAAUUGGUUUUGUAUAGAUAGGCACAUAUAUUUAUGCUUCUUCAUUUGCUA